Molecule: messenger RNA, 2772 nt
Organism: Trichoderma virens Gv29-8
Lineage: Eukaryota; Fungi; Ascomycota; Sordariomycetes; Hypocreales; Hypocreaceae
Gene: PAK4
Product: serine/threonine protein kinase, STE family, STE20-related
Exons: 1
Coding region: 1-2496 (831 amino acids)
Biological process (GO): protein phosphorylation
Molecular function (GO): protein kinase activity; ATP binding
Source: RefSeq, a predicted model, not a curated record
AUGUCCCUCCAGGUAAGAUGGCCCGACGGGUCCGCCACAAAGCAAAAGGCUCUUGAGGAUGCAAAGAAGAUGCAAAAUGCCGUCCUCGAGAGCUGCACAAAGGCAGGCAAGGAAGCCCCGCAGUAUGAGCUUCAAGAGCUCGUUGGCAAGGGAAGUUUUGGCCGUGUUUACAAAGCAACCGCCAUCAAGACCGGCCAGUUGGUUGCUGUCAAGAUCAUCGACAUCGAGGAGAGCGAUACGCUGAAUCCCAAGCUGGCCGACACUUACAGCGACCUGCUCAAGGAGAUCAAUGCCCUGCAGUUGCUGAGCGACAGCGGGGCCAAGAACAUCAACCAUGUCAUCGAGGCGUUGCCAGUUGGCCAGUCCAUGUGGAUGGUUACCGAGUAUUGCGCCGGAGGGAGCGUUGCUACGCUCAUGAGACCAACAGCCCCCGGCGGGUUGCUGGAGAAAUGGAUUAUCCCCAUUGUGCGUGAAGUUGCCGAGGCUAUUCAUUGGGUCCACGGCCAAGGCAUCAUCCAUCGCGAUCUCAAGUGUGCCAACGUCCUUGUCACCGAGACCGGCGAUGUUCAGCUCUGCGACUUUGGCGUUGCCGGUGUUAUCGAAACAAAGGUUGACAAGAGGACAACCUUUAUUGGAACUCCGCACUGGAUGGCGCCCGAGCUUUUCGACAAGGAUGCGUCUUAUGGAACCGAAGUCGACAUCUGGGCAUUUGGUGCCAUGGUGUUUGAAAUUGCAUCUGGCUUGCCGCCUAAUGUCACCGCUGGAAUCGAUUUCACGAGACUGGGAACGCAUCUGAAGCACCAUACACCUCGACUCGAGGGUGAUCAAUAUUCAGCUGGUCUGAGAGAUUUGGUGGCGUACUGCCUUCAGCACGACGCCGAAAAGCGGCCAACGAUUGAAGACGUACAAUUCCAUAGAUAUAUCCGUAAUACCGAAGAGUCGCAUCCGACCUCCUCUCUCGUUCAUCUGGUUCGGGCCUUCAAAAUGUGGGAGGCCCAGGGAGGAGACCGGAGGUCGCUCUUCUCUGCUGGUGGCGCCCAAGGCUUGGCCGAUCUCUCAGCCGCAAUCUCCAACGACGAGUGGAAUUUCAGCACUACUGCGGCUUUUGAUCAACAAGUCUUCGACCAAGGCGAUGCUCAAGAUGUUUACGAUGUGUAUGGAUCAAAGGUGGAAUUCAAUCCGGAAGGCUACGAUGAGACUUCGCGUCCACAAAAGCCCAAGUCGCGAAGGAGGCCACCACCACAUCUUCCUUCAGUGAAGGCGCCUUUGGAGAAAAUCUUUGAUCCAAAUACCAUAUCAACCUAUGAAGAAAACUCGAGAGCAUAUUAUAGCCAACCGUUCCAGGCCCCCAUAUCAGAUCUGCCUCUCCGAGACGAGAGUUCACAUACGCCAGAUGUCAGAGAGUCCCUGAUUGACCUGGACGUAUCGCUGCACGGCGGCGAGCUGUCGCAGUUUGUCGACCUGGACACUAUCAAGCCCAGCGAUUCGCAUGCAUCCUUGGACUAUGACUUUGAUGAUUCAAGCUUUGUCAGGGCACCGAUGAGCGACCCAAUCGAUCACAAAGACAAUAGGCGCACACAAGAUUGGAAAUUCCCUUCAAUGGCGGCGCCUGCGUCUGCCAACCCGGAAGAAUUCAAAUUUCCUUUCACCAGUAACAUCCCUCCGUUGGAUGAUGGCCGACCUGCACUUGUUCAUCACGCCACGGAACCCCCCUAUCAGCAUACUGCUAGUUUCAGCGAAAUCUCACAAACUCCCUCGGGUGACCAUCGUGCAUCCGUGGGCAGUCUGAUAGAUCUCGACAUGAGCUUCGCCGACUCAUCGACUGACUUUACCCGCCCCUCGACGUCCCAUUCUGAUGUCGGAUCCAUCAGCGGCUCAGAGAUUGGCGGCGGAAAUCCCUUUGAGCUAGAAAAACACGCUUCGCUCUAUGUCAUGAAUGCUACAAACAGAGAACCCUCGAUUUACAUCUCAGACGAUUCUGAAUAUGCACAGGUGCUCACAAGUAUCCCGGACCUCUCACUGGAUGAUGAGGCAAAGCACGAUGAUUCCCACAUUAGCAAGGAGUCCAACACCUCGGUAUUCAAUGAAGGCCGGCCCUACUCUCUGAGCGACUUCGCCGACAUGGACCCAGAACUGCCUCCGGAGCCGGCUCCUGCUCCAAGCACUCCUCAGUAUGCACUGUCGCAGUAUGCGCCGUCGCUGCGAGAGUACUCUCCCAAAAGUCGGUCCCCCCAUAGCCAAUCUCCCCCUCUUCCGCGUCCACGUCCGGCUAUGCGGCACUUCGAAGCGCCACUUCCUCCUCUCCCAGCGGCGCCUAUGCCAAAUGCUAUGCUUGGUCAAGCUUCUCCUGAGGAAGUCAGAAGAGAGUUGCGGCGGUUGGCCAUGAGCCUUGGAGACCAUCUGAGUUAUGUCAACUCGUACCUGUCGACUCUGCCUGUUCGGAGGAAGAGUACACAUACGCACUACUCAUUGGAUCCAGAGGGCGGUGCGAUAUAAGCGUAGGAGCGAUUGGAAUUUUGCUUGAGAGAAAGGUAUUGUGAUUUGAUUGAUCAAUUUAUUGGAAAAAAAGGUGUUUGUUGGCGAUGGAAGAUAGGAGGCGCAAUAUGUCUGUACCAUGACAAAUGUACGUUAAACAGCACUUACUUGCUACGUAAAGCUUGGUAAAGGGACAUCGUUGCAAUGUUAGCAAUGGUACAUCUACAAUAGGCGCGAUGGAUAUGUUAGUAUUGGAUUCAACGGGAAUUUGUUUUAUGUUUCAAUAUAUUAGUUUUG